Molecule: messenger RNA, 1113 nt
Organism: Vicia faba (fava bean)
Lineage: Eukaryota; Viridiplantae; Streptophyta; Magnoliopsida; Fabales; Fabaceae
Source: the annotation of a GenBank genome assembly
AUGGGAGAUACCAACUUUACUAAAGAGGAAGAUAACAAAAGCAAUGUCUCCUCUGAAGACAGUGCUUGCCUUUCAGCAAUGGUACUUACCACUAAUCUUGUUUAUCCUGCUGUCUUAAAUGCUGCUGUUCAUCUCAAUUUAUUUGAGAUUAUUUCUAAUGCAACACCCCCUGGUGCUUUCAUCUCCCCAUCACAAAUUGCUUCUCAUCUCCCAUCAUCAACCCAACACUCCGACUUGUCUAAUAGGCUCGACCGAAUGUUGCGUUUGCUCACUAGCUAUUCCCUUCUCACUUCCUCUACUCGAACUGCUCACAACGGUAGCACUGAGAUUGUCUAUGGACUUUCGUCGGUAGGAAAAUACCUUGUCCCUGAUGAAACUAGAGGCUACUUGGCUUCAUUCACUACAUUUCUAUGUUAUCCUGCAUUGUUACAAGUUUGGAUGAAUUUUAAGGAAGCAGUGGUUGAUGAAGACAUUGAUUUGUUCAAGAAAGUACAUGGAGUGACAAAGUAUGAAUACAUGGGACAAGAUAAAAAAAUGAACCAAGUAUUUAACAAGUCAAUGGUUGAUGUAUGUGCAACGGAGAUGAAAAGAAUGCUUGAAAUAUACACUGGAUUUGAUGGAAUAUCAACAUUGGUUGAUGUUGGAGGUGGAAGUGGACAAAAUCUGAAAAUGAUUAUAUCCAAAUAUCCAUCAAUUAAGGGAAUUAAUUUUGAUCUGCCACAGGUUAUUGAAAAUGCACCACCAAUUCCAGGUAUUCACCAUGUUGGAGGAGAUAUGUUUCAAAGUGUUCCACAAGGUGAUGCCAUCAUACUAAAAGCUGUAUGUCAUAAUUGGUCUGAUCAUAAAUGCAUUCAAUUUUUAACCAUUUGUCACAAAGCAUUGUCACCAAAUGGGAAAGUCAUUCUUGUGGAAUUCAUAUUGCCAGAACAACCAACAUCAACUCAAGAAUCAAAACUUGUUUCAACUCUUGACAAUCUCAUGUUUAUCACUGUUGGUGGAAGGGAAAGAACUGAGAAACAAUAUCUGAAUUUGGGAAAACUCUCUGGAUUUUCCAAAUUCCAUGUUGCUUGCCGUGCUUUCUCUUGUUUAGGAGUCAUUGAACUUUACAAAUGA